CUUUUUGAUUUUACCGGGAUACAUCGAUUUCACCGCAGAUCAAGUGUGGCCGACAUCAGACUAUGGUAUAAAAGCCAGAGGACCAUCCUGGGGAAGAUGAAGACCGCUGGAAAGAAGAGUGGUCAGAAGGCCAUCGUCCUUACCCCCAGGCAGAGAUGGGUCAAUAACAACCUUGGUUUUCUGACGAAGCACAUAGUCCAUCGGUCACAGGGCUGCCAACUGGGCCACCUCAGUGGCCGAAUUACUGAAGCCGCCUCCGACGAAGAGGGUUUAGAUGAGGAGGGUCCAGAUGCCAGCCAAGCACCCAGCUCCAACCAAGUCUCCAGCCAGGGGGCUGCACCUCCCAAGAAGAGGCAAAAGAGGGGGUCGCCCACCGAUGUGGACAAGGCCCUCCUGGAAUUCAUCAGAACAUCCACCGAGCAGACGGCCAUCCGGAGCCAGGUGGAUGCGGCACUCACCCAAGGCGCUGACGAGAGGCAGGCCUGGCUAGAAUGGAUGCUGCAGGCCGUCCGCCCACUCCCAAGACCCCUCUGGCGGCCGAGAGUUCACCAGGGACACUUUCAACUUGGUGAGCCGCUACCAGGAUCGGGCGGACCACCUUUCCACCACCCCAGUAUCUCGCCCCAGCACUCCCCAGAUGAUCCAGCCACUCAGGCCUCAGUCAGCGCCGAUCGGCUUCGCCCAGGACGCUCCACCUGCUUCCUUCCUUGGGAUGCUCGGGCCAAGCAGCACCUGGACCCCUCAGAACCCUCAGGGAGGAUUUCAGCAGCCCAAUUUACAGGCCCCCUUCCAGCAGCAGCGUGCCCCCUUCCAGCAGCAGCACCCCCACUUCCAGCAAAAACAGCAGGCCCCCUUUCAGCAGCAGCAGCAAGGAGGCAGCAACAGCGCCAACACAUCAAUCAUCACCCAGUUGAACUUGUCAGAUGAAGAAGAUGAACAGUGAACUUUUGUUAGGAUUGUUUUUAUUGUUACUUGACGAACUCUCUCAACUCAAAUUAUAAUUUGACUAUUUUGGAACAUUUAUUUCAAACUUUUUUAAACAUUUACUCGGUGAAUAGAAUUCAUUUUCGUUAACAAAAUGUCUUGGAAAAAAUAUAUAAUUUUUAAAACAACAUGAUUAAUGACAAUAUAAAAUUUGUUAUAUCUGUACAUCUUUUUUAUUCUCAUAAAUCACGUUUUUUCAAAAAUGUUCUUUUUUUUUUUUCAAAUACAUGCUAUUAAAGGAGAAUCAACGUUUAUUAUUUCAAACAUUUCAUUGUCAAAUAAAUUUUUGUUUAAAAUAAAUGUUGACAUGAUCAUUCAUUUCUUCUUUGAAAUGAUUCAUUCCACUAAAUCAAGGAGGCAGCAACAGCGCCGUCACAUCAAUCAUCAUCCAUUUGAACUUGUUAUACUUGUCAAAUAAAGAAAAUGAACAGUG
This is a messenger RNA of Lytechinus pictus (painted urchin), 1417 nucleotides long. RefSeq lists its product as uncharacterized. The transcript is spliced from 2 exons. The record is from RefSeq and is a predicted model, not a curated record. NCBI's taxonomy places the organism in Eukaryota, Metazoa, Echinodermata, Echinoidea, Temnopleuroida, Toxopneustidae. The coding region runs from base 97 to 927 and encodes 276 amino acids.